This is a messenger RNA of Pseudopipra pipra, 577 nucleotides long. Its product is annotated as class II histocompatibility antigen, B-L beta chain-like. The record is from RefSeq and is a predicted model, not a curated record. NCBI's taxonomy places the organism in Eukaryota, Metazoa, Chordata, Aves, Passeriformes, Pipridae. The coding region runs from base 71 to 577 and encodes 168 amino acids. Gene Ontology annotation, cellular component: MHC class II protein complex; membrane. The transcript has 3 exons. Gene Ontology annotation, biological process: immune response; antigen processing and presentation.
GCGCCCCAAACCCCCCAAAACGGCGCCGCCCGGCUGGUUUUGGGCUGUCAGCAGCUGUCCGGCGCUGGGCAUGGAGCGUGUGCGGGGAGCUGGGGCCGUGCUGGCGGUGCUGGUGGUGCUGGGAGCCCCCCCGGCUGCGGGCGAGGAGCUGUCGGGGGUGUUCCAGUUUAUGGGAAAGUCCGAGUGUCACUUCAUCAACGGCACCGAGCAGAUGAGGCUCGUGGCGAGGUACAUCUACAACCGGGAGCAGUUUGUGCACUUUGACAGUGACGUGGGGGUCUAUGUGGGGGAUACCCCAUUUGGGGAGAGCUGGGCCAGAUACUUCAACAGCAUCCCGGGAAAGCUGGAGUACCGUCGGUCUGCGGUGGACAGGCUCUGCCGGCACAACUACGACGGGUUCACUCCCUUCCUGGUGAACCGCAGAGAGCUCCUGAGCCGCUGGCGGCCGCAGCCCCUCCCCGUGGCCUCGGGCCCAGCCGGGAAACCCAAACCCUACGCUGAUUUGGGCGGGUUGCCUCUCCCCCCCUUCCCUGCUUUUGUUCUCACCCCACUCAGCUGCUCCCAAUGUUCCCAGUAA